This is a messenger RNA of Magallana angulata, 6405 nucleotides long. RefSeq names its product anoctamin-4-like. Gene Ontology annotation, cellular component: plasma membrane. Lineage: Eukaryota; Metazoa; Mollusca; Bivalvia; Ostreida; Ostreidae. The record is from RefSeq and is a predicted model, not a curated record. Gene Ontology annotation, molecular function: chloride channel activity; protein dimerization activity. The coding region runs from base 840 to 3467 and encodes 875 amino acids. The transcript is spliced from 25 exons. Gene Ontology annotation, biological process: chloride transmembrane transport.
ACCUUCCAGUAUGUUAGGUACAUUUCUUUUUUCAGUCCUAAUUCUGUUUGUUGAAAAACAACAUACUUAUAAGGACCAUAUGUUAUAACCAUUUUAAUAGGUUAAUCUUUUCAAGCAGUGUUGUUGCUGACAAGUUGUUACAAUUUACUUUCCUCCUUCCAGAACUUUUAUUUACUUGUAUCAGUUCGAUCACAAUUCUGUUUCCUCCAUGUGCAAGUAUACCAGGCCUAAUGUUUUUACAGGUAGUUCACACUAAAUGUGUGUAUCUACAUAUUACGGUAUAUAUUAAUGUAUUACAUGUAUUUACAUACUUGAGGGGAAGUGGAUUUCACUGACCGGUGUGUUUAGUCAUAAGUGGUGUGUAUUUGUCCGAUCAUGUAUAUUACAUCCAGGAGUAACUUAAAGAUGUACAUAUUAACAAAUUGCCAGUUUUAUGAUGGAUAUGCAGAUUUUGUUUGUUUGUUUAUUGAGGCGAGUUAAUGGCUCUACGUGAAACUUUUCCUUACUUCCUGCAUAUGAAAAUCUACAGGGAAAGAAAAGACAUGGACUUGUCAAGUGUUUGAUUCAGAUGUUAAUUUUAUAAACCUUGCAAUUGACUUAAAAAAAAAACUAUAAGGUGUUUACGGCAAGUUUCUUAAAUCUGUGUUACUUUUGACUUGUGAUAAAAACAGACAUUUUAUUUGGACUUCUCUUCAUUUGCCUUUAUUAAUCAUUAGAUUUGUGGCUCUGCCUUGCAAUCAAUCUAAUUUUCUUGUCUGUGGAAUUUUGAUUAUCUCACCUGAACUAUUUUACCGUUGUUUUAUUAUCAAUCAUCAAGAAAUUCUCUCCCUGGAUUUACAAUGAGUGGGAAUGUUGUGAAUGUUCCGGAUGAUAUCCAGCUGAUUGACGUUGAGGGAUCCACGGAUCAGGCCAAACAGCAAAUGAUCAAUGAAAAAGCAACUCUGGUUUUUCGAGAUGGCAAGAGGAAGAUCGACUACGUCCUGGCGUAUGAGCCGGAGGACAAUGAGGACCUAAAGAAAGAGCAGCGACGGAACACGUUUGAGAAGAACCUGAUAGAAGAGGGCUUGGAACUAGAGCAUGAAGGGAAAGAGACGUCCAAAAAUGGCAAGACUUGCUUCACCAAGGUCCAUGUUCCCUGGGAGACGAUGUUACGAUACGCUGAACUGCUGAAUGUCAAAAUGCCGCUGGCUGUGAACGACAUGGAGACUCAGUUAGAGAGCUGCUUUGAAAACUGUUGGAAGAAGUUCCCUUCUCCAUUUGAGUUGGACGAGGACCUGCUCCCAGAGGAGCCAAACUACUUCACUGCUCCAUUCAACAGAUCUAGGAUGGACCAAUAUAUCGGUGUGGAAUAUAUCGACAAGGAGUUUGUCAUCAAGGACAAAGAUACCUUCUUCACACACGCUCAGAGGAGCAAGAUCUGCUAUGAGAUACUUUCUCGUGCUCACUUUUUGGAUUUGGAUGAUGAUGAUGACAAAUUCAACAAGAAGUUUGGAGUCAGAAAACUAGUGGACAACCAGACCUAUAAUGCUGCCUAUCCUCUCCACGAUGGUCGAUACCACAGCGAUCACUCCCUUCUGACCGUGGGGAAGGACAAUGACAGACAUUUGCUGUAUGAACUGUGGGCUAGGCCAGGAAGGUGGUACAAGUAUCAGCCACUCGACCAAAUCAGGGGUUACUUUGGUGAAAAGGUGGGGAUAUAUUUUUCAUGGCUUGGUUUCUAUACCUCCAUGUUGAUUCCGGUAGCCAUUGCUGGUGUGGUAGCCUUUAUCUAUGGACUGGCCACCAUAAUGGACGAUGUUCCCAGCACGGAGAUUUGUGAGGACCCAGUCAUCAGUAACUACACGAUGUGUCCGAUGUGUGACCAGCGCUGCUCCUACUGGCAUCUGUCGGACAGCUGUACCUACUCCAGGGCCACCUACCUGUUCGACAAUCCCGCCACUGUCUGCUUCGCUAUUGUUAUGGCAUUGUGGGCCUCCUUUUUCCUGGAGUUUUGGAAGCGCAGGCAGGCAGAGAUCGAGUACGAGUGGGAUGUGGCUGAUUUUGAGGAAGGGGAGGAAACUGUUAGACCUGAGUAUGAGGCUAGUGUAUCAAGGAGAAGGACCAACCCAGUAACCAAUAGAGAGGAGCCAUAUGUACCAGGUUGGAGCAAAGGUUUCCGGUAUUUCACCAGCUUCAGUAUAUUGUUGUUCUUUUUGGCAUUAGUACUAGCGGCCGUGUUUUCAGUGAUCUUGUACCGGAUUGUGAUGUCGGCCAUUUUGUACGGUAACUCUGAGAGCAUCAUCAAGACACGGGCCAGCUUCAUCUCCUCCAUCUCGGCCGCCUGCAUCAACUUGGUCAUCAUCCUCAUCCUCAAUAUGUUCUACCAAAGAGUGGCCUAUUUCCUGACUGAGCUUGAACAACACCGUACUCUGACAGAAUGGGAGGAUGCCUUCACCUUCAAGAUGUUUCUGUUCCAAUUUGUCAACUUCUAUUCCUCCAUUUUCUACAUUGCCUUCUUCAAGGGGAAAUUUGUUGGGAGACCUGGUGAUUACAAUCGUAGUCUGCUGGACAAGCGGCAGGAGGAGUGUGAUCCGUCGGGCUGUCUGAUAGAGCUAUGUAUACAACUGGGAAUCGUGAUGGUUGGCAAACAGAUCAUCAACAACGUCAAAGAGAUCCUCAUCCCGAAGUUGAUGGUGUGGUUCCGAUCGCGGCAGUCGCUGAAGGAGACGUCGGAGGAGAAGGUAUACUCGCGCUGGGAGCAAGAUUACAACCUGGCCAGUAUGCCCGCACUCGGACUGUUUGAUGAGUACCUGGAGAUGGUGAUCCAGUAUGGGUUUGUGACCAUCUUUGUGGCAGCUUUCCCCCUAGCCCCACUGUUUGCUCUGUUGAACAAUGUGAUAGAGAUUCGAGUGGACGCUUACAAGUUUACCACUCAGUGGAAGAGACCCCUAGCGGAACGAGCCCAGGAUAUAGGUAUUUGGUUUGGAAUCCUAAGAGGAAUUUCUGCCAUUGCUGUAAUCUCAAAUGCUGCUAUCAUUGCCUUUACUUCGGAGUUUAUUCCUAAGCUGGUGUACUUGUAUGGAUACAGUCCGGAUCAGACUCUAUCCGGAUAUACUAACUUCAGUCUAUCCGAGUUCAAAGUUCAGUACUUUGCCCCCCAGAGUGUUCCAGAUGACCCCAAAAUGGAAAUCUUUGGAAAUGUAACACAGUGCAGAUACCGUGGAUACUUUGCGGACGACCCGAGUAGUCCUGGGGAGUACAAGUAUACGAUGGCCUACUGGCACAUCUUGGCCGCCAAACUGGCCUUUGUUGUCGUUUUUGAGAACCUGGUGGUGUUUUGCACCUGGCUGGUGAUGUACCUGGUUCCCGACAUGCCCUACAAGGUCAAGCUCCAGAUGCUGCGCGAGAACUUCCUGGCCAAGGAAGCGCUGUUUAGUGCCGACUCAAUCCAGAAACAGCGGGAACGGAAAAAUGCCUCAAGUAAUUAGUGGUCAACUAACGACGCAGCCAUCGUUUAGUGGUUCAUGAACAAUGCAGCCAGCGAUGAGUGGUUAAUUGAUAAUUAUCAACUCGUACGUGGAGGGAACAAAAAUAGCCAACAAUUAAUUGACUAGUUGUUAUUAGUUAAUCAGAUAGUAGCUGAAAGGAACCCAACAGCAAACAAUUAGUGAAAUAUUUGAUUAUCAGCUUAUAAUUUGAAAGGAACAUAUUUCGUGUAUGUAGGCUGAUUGUGGAACUGCAAAGCAUUGUUUAUUCAUACAAAAUGUACAGUACAGUUUAUCAAGCUUAGUAUAAAUAUUUGGUUCUGAUCUUUAAGUUAUGAAUCUGAUGUGGUCAAGUUUUGCUCAAACAAAAACAGCAGAAGAAGAAUGUCUAAAUGUACGUGUAAAUGUAGAUGGCAGACUUCUCGUGUCAUCCGACAUGACUUUCCAGGGUAGGGUGUUUGGACGCAAGUUGUUUUGGUACUUUGAUGGUGCUUUUCCGGAUGUUUGGUUAUUUCUCUUGGAAUACUAUGAUGAUGUGGCAUGUUUUUGAUGCAUUGAAUCCCUUUUGAGGGAAGAUUUCAUACAUGUCAGAUAAUAGUUCAGUGUUCCUUGUAUUCGGAACUAAAUCGAGACAGCUUUAACAUUUUGAACAAAAUAUAGUUUUGUCAAUGAUACAGAAUGUGUCAAAUUUUGUGUUUAUUUUUUAACAAAGUUUUUUAAUUUUUGUUCAUAUUAACUGAAGGUUUUUCAUGUUAUAACCUUGACAUCUGAACAUUUCAUGACCUUGACCUCUGGGAACAAACUGUUAUAAUUUAUGAUUUUUUUUUUACCUUAAUUCUUUGACCACCAAAUAUGCUACAUUUUUGGAAGUAAAUUAAGGAUUUUGUUUUAUUCAAGUUGAGCAAAAGAAAAACAUUUCUGAAAUAUAUUUUUCUGAUAUUUACGUUGCUAGAAACAUUAUUUGCAUAUUGAAAAAAAAAUAGCUCAAAAUCACAAAUUAAAUGAAUGCAAUGUUUAGGUAUAAAUAUAAUUCAAUAUCAGAAUAUAUUUCUUGUUUAUAAAUUCCCAGUACAUAUAAUGUAUUUAAAAAUAAUUUUGUAGCCUAGCAAUUGUAUAAUUCAUUUUAGUGUUUUGAAAUCUUGUAAGUAUAUAUAAAUAUAGUGUACCUUAUAAAGUAUAACUAUUGCAGUUUGCUUCUGAUAUGACAGGUUGUCAGAAAAGGCUUUCAAGCAAACAUUUUUUUUUGAUUUAUGGAGAUUGACAGAGAACACAUUCUCAUUUGCUGUUCUUUUUUUUCAAUUAUUGAUAAUAUUUAUGAACUCAAGGGAACUAUAUCAUAAUGGGAUUGUUUUGAAUAUUAAGCUGUUCCUUUUCCAUGUUGACAUAAUUAUGUUGUCUGCUCUUAAGAUUUUUUUUUUUUGCGUGGAAACUGUCAAUCGUUGAAAUAGUUAAAUGUUUCCAAAAGAUCUGUAAAAUUUGAACAACCCACUGACAGAAAUUUAAAUCAAUGCUAAGUUGUAGCAGACCUUUCUUGCUAUGUAACAAGUUGGCGUUCUUGUGCAAUAUUUCUUACUGAUAUAGAUGUUGUUUUUGUAUUGUCCAUUUAAUUGUCCUAAAACUGUAAAAUUACAUAUUGUAUUACAAUAAUAUUCUCUUUGACAAUGUAAUUAAAUCAACUUUACUUUGUAACAUUGAUACUACUGGCAAAAAAUCUAUACAACUUGAUCAAUCAGACUUUGGAAAAGGCAAUCAGAAAUGGAUGGCUAAUUCAGCAUUCAAUUUAAAAGUUGACAGUCAUAACAUUAUACCUAUACUUACACAAUCACAACAGGCCUUAGUAAGUCGACUGAUCCACAGGGUUUUAUAUCUGACUAGUAUUAGUUCAGGGAGUUCUCUUUUUAACUUUUGUGUUACUCAGAUAUAUUUUUUCUAGUUUUUGGUACUUUAACUAUUAUAGUAUGUACACAUGCCUUACUUAUGUGCUUCCAUCACAGUUCUGCAGUCUAAAUAGCACAUGUAACCAUUCUCUCUAUAUUGCACAGCCAUGUACAGUACGUGUAACCAGAGCCUCAAACAGGUGUACUUCAAGCUUUACACGUACACCUGACAUUUCCGUAACUUUCUUUGGGGCAUUAAGAUUAAAUUCACUGACAAAAAUUUUCACAAUUCUUGAUAUUAUCAUGGAAACUUAAGAACUAGCACCAUGACAAAAAUUCCUUACGGUGAAUGGUGAGAAUUGUUUUUUGUUUUGUUUUGUUUUGUUUGUUUGUUUGGUUUUUUUUUUUUUUUUUUUUUUUGGGGGGGGGGGGGGUUAGAUGUAUACAAAUAUGUCAAAUGAUUGUACCCCUCAUCAAAUGAUUGCUGAUCAGAAUUAAAGCUAAUUAAAAUUUGGGCAUCUACAAACAUUAGGCAACAUUUUUUCUCAAUGAAACAUCACAUUUUAUGGUUUGUUUGUUACAGAAUCUAUCAUUACAAUAGUGUAUACAAUGUAUACAUGUAUGUCUGUUCAGUCAUUCAAAACAUAUUGUGUAGUACUUUAGUUUAAAUUCUAACACAUGAACAAAUCAUACAAAAACAUGCAGUUAUGUUUGGUUUUCAUAAUCAAUCACAGAUUCAUUUUAGUCUCAGUUCUUUAAAAAUUUCCUCUAGAAUAUUAUACAAUGUAUGAAUUCAAAUUCUAUAUAAAUGUGUAGUACAUUUGUACGUUAUAUGGUCAUAUACUUAGUUUAGCUACAGUUUAUGUAGUUGUACCAUGGAAACUGUUUAUAUUAGUGAAUUAAUUAACGUUAUGGUCCAUAAACUCUUUUGAUUAUGCCCCUUGGGGUUUUUUUUUAAUACAGUGCAUGAAGUACAUGUGUGUAGAAUGUAAUAUACAUGUUAUGUGUAGAUUUGUACUAUUUACAACAUUAUUUUGUUAUUAAAGUUUCAGUAAACAAAUGAU